AUGCCCAUCAUCGGGAUGCACAUCGGAAUGGAAGGCAGUGGUGGUGACGGUGAUGGUGUUGACCAUGCUCUUACGUUGGUUGACUUGCCUGUGGAACUGUUAUUUCUGGUCUGCGAGUUCUUGUCGCCGUACGGUGUCGUCGUCCUCUCGCACGUCUCGUCGCUCUUCCGCCGCCUCCUCGCCGACGAUCUCCUCUGGCGCGCCGUCCAUCGGCGCUGUUUUGGCGAGAAUCCGCCCCAGUCGGAGAUCGAGGUCCUCGACAUUGGUCUCUAUGCGCGGAUGUGGAGAGUCGAGGUGGCCAACCUCUCGCCGGCUCGGCUUUUCACGCUCAAGCGCGCCAAGCGCGAGUCACCGCUGAUGGUGGCCGCCUGGCGAGCCUGGGGUCUUGCGCUCGACGCCCGCACCGCUGCCGAAGCUGCUGUGUCGAAUGUAGAGAGGCUGCGAUGGAUGAUCGACGCCGCGCUCGUGCUAUGGUGGGGUGAGUACUUUGACGAGGCGGCGGCGGCGGCCGAAGCGGCGGCGAUGGAAGCGGCCGCGCUGGUCCCCACGCUUGAUACAGACGCUAUUCCGCCGUGGGCAGUAGCUGACGACUGCAGCCUGCUCGACAGGCUGCCAAUCGAGACGACAGGCGUGCCGCAGGCGUGUCAAGCACUUGGACUGCGCGCCUCUGCUGACGAGCCGACGAGCGCGCUUGCUAUUGCCGCCGCUGUCCUGGCCGGGUAUGUGGCGACGACGCCGAUGGCUAGAGUGGCCCACCUGCGGCGCGGCGGUGAGCUGUGGGCCGCCGCGGUGACAGCGCCCGGUGCAUCGCCGCCGCGAACGGCGGUCCAGCGUGCGUUUGAGUUGUUGCAGUGCGCGGCGCGGGUGGCGACCGACGCCGGACAGGCAGAGGAUGCGCUCGAGCUUGGUCAAGCCACGCUAGCAAUGGCGAACGCACACACCGAGGUUCUGGGCGAACCGGGGCGGAUGUAUUACUUUCUAGCUGCAGCAAUGCUCGCGCAUGGUGCGUACGUUGAUGCUGCGGAUCAUUUCGCGCUGUACGCGGCGUCGGGCCACGCCGACCGCAUCCAGUACAGUUCGUCGCGGUUUCUCGAGCUCUCGAUCCUUUGUCGUGCGCUCGGUGAAGGUCUCGGUGCGGCGUGCGAAGCUUUAGCCGUUGCUGCCGACGCUGACGCGCGGUUCUUUGACUCGGCGGCGUACUACCGCACCUCGCACGUCCUCGGCCUGCUCAACACUGCUGACAUGGACGGCAUGCAGAGCUAUCUCGCCCACGCAAGGCUUCCGCCCGACUCGCCAAGGUGCCAAGCACUUCGCGAACUUGUGCGCCGACACAUGCCUGGCCACGGGCUUGGUGCCCUUCUUGGGGAUGAUGAGUACGAGUACUACUCGGACGAGGUCUGAUACCUGGCGACGACUGUAUGCGUGACGGCGAGUGCUGACAUGACGUCGGCGCGGAUGGCACCGCAGAUGCGCAGGCGAACGCUCACCACAGUCUUCCGGGCGGUUGGGCUUCGGACGGGAGGGCUUCGGGCGGGAGGGCUUCGGGUGGGUAGUGCUCGGCGAGGACGGUGUGGCGUUGGCGCCGGCGCAGAAGACAAUCUUGGAUUUUGUGCGAUGAUCCAUGGGCGAUGAGGCAAUUGUCCAGAAAGCCUUGAAGAUCUAGGGCGCGUUGAGAACAAAGGCCAUGUGCAGGCGCUCGAGAUAGUAGUUCUGCAAACCCAUAAAGGCCUUGGGGGCCA
Thecamonas trahens ATCC 50062 is the source of this 1739-nucleotide messenger RNA. RefSeq lists its product as uncharacterized. Gene Ontology annotation, molecular function: protein binding. Bases 1 to 1401 code for a protein of 466 amino acids. The transcript has 2 exons. Lineage: Eukaryota; Apusomonadida; Apusomonadidae. The record is from RefSeq and is a predicted model, not a curated record.